AUGCCUUCGGAAAAUGCGUCAAAUCUCACCCAAGAGGAAGUAGAAGAAGGACUGCAACUCAGAGUUGCUGAAGCUCAAACAUGGCCUGCCAAGCUCCCAUUUGAUGGUAUUGUUGAUUAUGACGGUGAAUCCGCUGACUUGUUCGCAUUUGUGACAAAUGAUAUUGAAACAAGAAAAGCAAGAUUCGAUUCAAAACAAUGGCCACCUACAAAACAAGGCCUCAAAGAUUUGCUUCACCAUUUGAAACUAAUUGGCCUAAAGCAUGGAAGUGAAUUUACCUAUGAUGCCUCAAAAGGAUGGUUGACCUGUUAUAGAUCAAAGCCAUACAAAGGGACAAAACUACAGGACUUGGAGCAAUUCAAUGAAAAAGGAGUCCUUCUCCAAUACCAACACAAGUCCUACCAUCACGAUCGUUUGAGAAAUCGUCCAGAUGGCCAAACCUGUCCCCGAGCUACGCACACUUCAAAGGACAUUACAGGAGACAAGUUGUGCUCCUGCAGACUAAGACUAGGUAUUCAUAGCAGUAAAAAGGCAGGUGAUCAAUCCCAUAUCUACAUCUCUUGUAAAGGAGAUAACCUCCACAAAUACCAUGCCAAACCUGCAGCCCAGUUACCAAUAAAAGCACACAACCUCACUGCAGAAGCUCGACAAAUAGUCUGUGUCUAA
Messenger RNA from Cylindrotheca closterium, 666 nucleotides. The record is from the annotation of a GenBank genome assembly. Lineage: Eukaryota; Bacillariophyta; Bacillariophyceae; Bacillariales; Bacillariaceae.